CUUUGUGCAAGUUGUUCAUUUCUAAAACGUAGAAAAAUGAAGAGAUCACUUACGUUUUUAAUUUUAGCGCUAAUUGCUACCGUAAUUGCAGAUGAUAAUAAUCAAAUCCUGGAAAAGAUUGCAAAAGUAUACCAGACCGAUGUAUCGACAUUCCAGGAAUGCCUGGACGAAGAAGAAAUCAAAAUAGAGGAAGUAAUUACUUGGUUCCAAAAUUGGCAUAAUAGAAGUAGCGUCGAGCAGAAGGAUUCCAAUGAAGAAUCAAGACCAUGUCGAAUGAAAUACAAAAAAUUAGUGACUUGUAUAUUACAAAAGAAACAAUUGCUGGUAGAUGGGAAGUUAGUUAUAGACAAAAUAAUUGAAAGAGCAAAAGAAGACAUUAAUAAGAAUGGUUUGCCAGAGAUUUCAGAGGAAGCUCUUACGAAUAUAAAGGAAUGUUUAAAUUCAUUAAAUGAAAACGACCAAUUGACUAAGGAAGAUCGAGCCGUAGGUGCAACGCCAUGUAUAAUAACUAACUACUUUAAAGGCGAGAAACAGUAAAACAAGAUUGUAAAAUGCAGUAUAUCGGCUGGAUAGAAAAUCAUAAUAUUUCCUAUACAUAUAUAUACAUAUAUUAUAUGCAGUGACAGUAUAAUAAAUAUAACAUUUCUGAGAUAUCGGGAUUUAAGUAAAGCAAAACGCGCCAUUUCUGUAGGUUCACAAUAAAUCUGUUACUUAUAAAUUAUAUUGUUAAUGUCAAA
Molecule: messenger RNA, 737 nt
Organism: Trachymyrmex cornetzi
Lineage: Eukaryota; Metazoa; Arthropoda; Insecta; Hymenoptera; Formicidae
Exons: 5
Coding region: 37-537 (166 amino acids)
Molecular function (GO): odorant binding
Source: RefSeq, a predicted model, not a curated record